GCUUGGACCCUAGUCCUCAGUGUGAGAAAAUCCAGGUUAUUGACCUCUCCCCCCCCGCCAGCAGAAUGGGACCGCCCAAACAUAUCCCAGCAUUCCCGCCGAACCGCCAGAUUCAAAAUGGCGUCUCCUCGUCCAGGUUCGCGCAGGUCUCCUGGCAGAAGCACAGCGACGCCCCCUAGGGGCCGGACUCCCACUGCAGAUGAUGAUGACUCACCUAUCCCAUCAGUCAAUGAGCGGCUGGGUCACCUGAGGCCCUCUAGAGAGCUCCUGGAGUACUACAGGAAGAAGAUCGCAGAGUUUGAUGGAGAUCACGAGGAGAUGGUGAGGAAACUGGACCAGUACAAGGCAACGUACGAGGAGCAGCACAAACUGGGCUAUGAGAUGAGACAGCGGGAGGAUGAGAUCGCUGAGCUGCAGAAGGCCUUAAGUGACAUGCAGGUGUACCUGUUCCAGGAGCGUGAGCAUGUGCUGCGGCUGUACUCUGAGAACGACCGGCUGAAGAUCCGCGAGCUGGAGGACCGGAAGCGAAUCCAGCACCUACUCUCGCUCUCCGGACCGGAGAACGGCGACAUCACGUACUUCCAUCGCGAGCCGCCCGCCAAGGUCACCAUCCCGCAGCGCCGGUCACGCCAGCAACAUCCACAUGACGGUGACGAGGGCGUGGCCCUGAGACCCCCAGCAGACAGAGAAGCAGACGUGAGGAGACCCCAGCACAGACCAGCCAAGGCGAGGAAACCUGCUGACAAGCCGACAUCGCCGGAGACCGAAGCCUACCAGAGGGACAACGAGACCCUCGCGCUGCACGUGGAGGCACUGCAGGCACAGCUUGAGGAACAGACCAGACUAGCGCGGGAACAGGCGGAAGCUCUGCUGCAGGACAGGCAGGUCCGUAUCGAGGAGCAGGACGCGCAGAGACAGCGGGACGCCGACAGGAUCAAGGGGCUGACGGACAGACUACAGAAGACCCAGGACCUGCUGUACACCAGCACUAAGGACUACCUUGAGUUGAAGUACGAGGGCCGGUCCGACGAGCGGCGCUGGAUGGCGGAGAAGGAUCGGCUGCUCCGGGAGCUGGACGUGGCGAAGGAUCAGCUGAACAUUUCCCGCGAGAAAACGAUACUGGAGGUGUCUGAGGAGGGAGGGGAGGUGACGUGGCAGGCCAGAGAGCAGCACAGGAUAGAAGUGGAGACCCUGAAGCAGAGCGUGUCCCAGGCCCAGCGAUUGGCUGAGAUGUACAGGGAACAGGUGAUCCAACUGGAGGACCAGCUCUCCAAGAUCCGGGAGGAGGGAGACGUCAGCAAGGAGAUCUUCCAGGACCGUACCACUAAGAUGAGUAAGCGGGUACAGCUGAUGAACCAGCGUUACGAGGCGCUGGAGCGGAGACGUGCCAUGGAGGUCGAGGGCUUCAAGAACGACAUCAAGAUGCUGCGAGGUCGUCUUAAAGACGUGGAGAAGCAGCUGUACAGGGUUACCUUGGGGAUGGGCGAGCCGACGCCCGGCGACGAGUUUGACAUGGAGAUCCUGCACAACGUGCGGAAGACGGCGGGCCGGUCCAAAAAGAUCGUGGGGGAGAUCAAACACCUGAAGGCUAAGAUCUACGGACUGGAGAACGAUCUCAGGAAAAUGUAGAGGGGGUUAAUUUUUAUUGGGUAAAUAUAAUUGACACAAAUUGGCCCUA
This is a messenger RNA of Branchiostoma floridae (Florida lancelet), 1678 nucleotides long. Its product is annotated as coiled-coil domain-containing protein 77-like. The record is from RefSeq and is a predicted model, not a curated record. The transcript has 12 exons. NCBI's taxonomy places the organism in Eukaryota, Metazoa, Chordata, Leptocardii, Amphioxiformes, Branchiostomatidae. The coding region runs from base 118 to 1629 and encodes 503 amino acids. Gene Ontology annotation, cellular component: centrosome.